This is a messenger RNA of Amoebophrya sp. A25, 6607 nucleotides long. The record is from the annotation of a GenBank genome assembly. NCBI's taxonomy places the organism in Eukaryota, Dinophyceae, Syndiniales, Amoebophryaceae.
AGAAUCUGUUAUCCCACCUUCAUGUAGUACUUUACCCGCCCUUAGAAGUCUACUCGCUUCUUCAUUUCGCUCCAAUUUUUCGUCCAAAAAAAGACCGGUCUGUUCUUUCCUUCCUUUGUGCUAGGAAAGUUCCUUAGUUAACAGAGGAGACGCAGAAAGAAAUUCUUAUCUGAUUAUGAUUUUCCUUCACUCUGUUUCGCUAGAGAGUGGUCUUCAGCGUAAGAGGACGACGAUAUCCAUGAUAAAGAUAAUUUAGAGAUUGAGAAACUUCGGCGUUCUUAUCUGAGCAUCAUCUAUAUUUGCUUCUGUUUCGAACCAACUCGCUCUUUUGGAGCGAAUUGAGUAUCUGACUUUAUCCUUGUUUGAUGUGGGAGUUCAUUAUUUGGAUUUUCCUUUUCGAUCAGUAUUAUCUUCCUGAAGUCAUUUCAUCGAUUUGUUAAUAUCGUUAAUUGUCUCGGUCUCCAAGAGCAGAUCAUUUAGCUAUCUCGCAGGUUCUUUUUUGCUCUCCGCGAUCAUGGCAGCCAAAGCUCCAGAAGAAGCGGCGAAGGGCAAUGCGUCUAUCUACGUCGCGUUGCGUAUUCGGCCUUUCGUACCUCGCGAGCAGCUUGCGCAUGAAACAAGAGUGCUGAACUGCUCUAAUGGGCAGCUACAGUUGCAGAAUCCUCAUGGUGGGCAAGUCAGCGGGUUUACGGGCUUCGACGAGGUCAUGGACUCUAGCGUGGAUUCCAGCGAUCCUUACUACGCGGAUCAAAAACUGGUAAAUUUGUAGAUAUUUCUCUAUCGAUGUAGUUAAUUUACUAGAAGAACUGCGUCGAUCCAAAGCUGCAUUUACUCAACAAUUUCGAAUAAAGUCUAAUCAUGAGACGAUGUUACGUCAGAAUCUACCACGUCGACGUCGUUCAUGUACGACAGAAAGACUAUUGAUGCGUCAUUUGCUCGCUUAUCACUCGCUCACUAGACCGGAUAAUGUCACUCUUUUUUCGAAGUUCGGUAGCAGGUUUUGUUUGAAUGAAAUAAAGGCUACUUCUUAAAAGCAUCAGGAAAUGAACUAGCGCAUUCGAGUUCCAAUGUAUCAUUACUGAGGACGGAAUCACUGUUUGACCUUUUCGAUUUUUCCUCCAGGGCAGGAUGAACAGCGUCGUGGGAUCUGUACUACCAAACUCACUCCGUCUCAUGCAUUGUGCCAUAGAUUGAAAGUAAGACAGCAGAAGGGGAGCCACGACGCAUGAAGCAUAGCCGACUGUCGUGAUUUAUUGCCUUGUUAUGCAAUAUGUUGCGCCCUUAGAAGUUAUUCCUAUCACAUUUCGUCUGGCAUUUAGUAUUCCCACUUGCAUCAUACUCAGGUGUACGAAAAAGUCGGGACCCGUAUUCUAAACCAAGUGCUGGACGGAUACAGCACGGCGCUUUUUGCCUAUGGGCAAACCGGGAGCGGCAAAACCACGAGUAUCAUGGGCGACGUAGAUUAAGGCUCGAAGUAGAAGAACUCUAUAAUUUUAUUUUCAAGGCAUAUAAUCUUGCUUGGUGUGUCUCUAGCUAUCGAUGUGAUAAAUUGUCUGAGAGAGUGUGAUAAAAAGAGACUGGACCGACCUCCAAGAUUCUGUGUUACGAAAGGUGGAUUUCUAGAGUACACAAUUUCUAAUGUGAGGACGAUGAGCAGUUGGGCAUUCUUCCUCGUUUACUGCGCGCGCUUUUCGAAGAAACUAAGAGCGACUCGAGCCGAGUGGUGAAAUGCAGUGUGCUUGAGGUGUAUAACGAAAGACUACGCGACUUGUUGAUCCCAAGGGGGGACGGGAGCAAGGAGCCAGCAAAGCUUGACAUCAGAUGCCAUCCAGAACUGGGGAACUACGUACCUGGCUUAACUUAUGGCGCAAAAACAUGUCAAUAAUUGUAUGUUCGACCUAGAAACUAGUAAUACUUCAAUAAAACAGGAGCUUCUUUUCAAUGGCAAAAGAAUGUUAUUGGUAAAUACCGCCCCAAGAAUAUGAUGUCUAGCAUAAAUCACGUUGAGAGCGCACAGCGCAUUUCUGACAUGAUAGAAAUGAGUGGUACAACAAUAAGACCGAUUAGCCUUUUCCACUUGGGUUUGGUCAAAAAAAGUGCAAAUCUGUUUUCAUCCUUAACUGGAUUUGAUUUUUCACAGCGAGAUUGGGUACAUCAAUCAAUCAAUAGCAAGUCUGGGAAAAAGACAAGCUCUAACUCGGGCAGGAACUCAUCGGGGGAGUGAAGGAUGCAACUCGCUGCAUCGACUUCGCGCGUUUGAAUCAGACUGUCGCUGCUACGCAAAUGAACGCCAAGAGUAGUCGUGCGCACACGUUGUUCAACUUUAUUAUGGAGCGGAAUGCCGGAGCGAAAGCCGCACCCGUGACGAAGAUCACCACGACUUGGUUCGUGGAUUUGGCAGGGCGUGAGAACGAAAAGACCACACUGGCGCGUGGAGAGCGGCUCGUGGAACUCGGCUUCAUCAACAAAAGUCUCUUCCACCUGUCGAACUGCAUCCAGGCUCUUGGUCAGGCAAGCAAAGGAAGCGCGAACUACCCAAAAAUUAAGGGGUAUCAGGCCUUCGAAGGCAAGGUACUAGAAAUGACUUUUAGCUGUUAUUUGCCAACGAAAUGAACAAUUGUUGUCGUUCAGGUUCUGCUAGAUCCUAAGCAGUGAUCUGUUUGUGUCACAAGAUGAGGGUUGUUCACUGCCCUCGCUAGGACAUGCGGAAAUGACCCUCCUCGAGGCUAGAGUAUCACCACAGCGUCAUGUAGAAGUCGAAUCCUCUGUAUGCUCCCUAUUUAAUGAAGACGGUAUCAUCUUUUCAAUGGUUCUCAUGUCGCCGUGAUGCUUAUUUAUCAUCUUCAUCGUAUUAUACGUAUUUAUGAUAAAUAGCGUAUGUUUAGCACAGCGACAUCAUUCCACUUACUUAGGUGAAUUUCCGGAACUCGAAGAUCACCCUUCUGCUGCAGGAAGCACUAAGUGGCAACUCGAGAACUUUUAUGCUUGGGACGCUUUCCCCUGCCACCUCGGCUUUCGAUGAGAACGCGGUCACUCUUCGAUUCGCGGCAACCGUAAAAAACAUCAAAACACAGGCCACCAAAAAACAAGACAAGGGGGAAGUAGCCGUCGCUGCAUUGCAAGAGGAGGUAGAACGGUUGCGGGCGCGCUUAGUCGAAGCUCAAAAAAACAACUCUGGUACCCCUUUUUUCUGUAUCCGCAAAUAGAAUCAUUAAAUAUAUGAUACUGAAUGAAUCAGUAUCACUGGCAAGGAUUGGGAAUCGAUGGGUUGCUAACGAUACCUCAUUGAGAUGACCGCUAUCAUAGAGGAUAAUAUUUUUUGGACAAACGACGAGUCUUUUAGGUCUGAUCUUUUUUCGGUUUUUGUUUUUUCUAGUUAGGUCUGCUCCACCGAAUUUCUUGGCAAAAAGAUUUGUUUGAAGGCUGUUUUGCUUACAUUUAAUUCUGUAUGGGCGUUCGUUCCGUGUUGCAUGGUAGAAGAUUUGAGUGCUAGCGCGAAAACGGGUAUUUAAUAACUGUUUGCUGACAGUAGAAGUAUGGGAAAACGUUCCCUCUCUCUCUCUCUCUCUGAAACGCCAUGAUGAUGAAGCUUCUAGUGUUUACAGUGAGAACUAACUUGAUGAUGAUGAAUUAUCGGAAAGUGAUACAUAAAUUACAGAAAUUCGUGUGACGGAGGACCUGAGCUGUCUGCACGAAAGUUUGGAAGCAGCCGAGGAAGCUUUGCAGCAGAAGACGAAGAGUGUGGAGGAGUUGAAGCUUCAGACGGACCGGUUGAAAAAAAGGCAGGUUGCGAUGAUGCUCCGCCUCGGCGUCGCGAAGGACCGCGCGAAUCGGUUGGCGCAAAGGAACAAUCGGCUGCCGUUUGUGAGCAGCGAGCACGCGGACGCAAGCCGGUGCGGCGCUUUAGAAUACUCACUGGCUCACCUGGACUGCUGGUACUUUGGAGAUUCGCGUGCCGCCUGCGAGGCGGAGGCGCGCAAGCAGGACGAGCUGGCGACCUUCGAUGCCGCGCACGAGCACUUGUCUUUUGUCUCCGAAAAAUGCACGAACUGUGUUGAGCUUCGGGGCUUCGGAAUGGCUCCGCUUACGGCGCGGCUGAGCAAGAAGCACGUGCCUCACCCAAGCAAGUCUCCGGCAGCUGCUAGGCCGUCGUCAAGUAGCGCCAUCCCGGAAGAGCGCAGCCUAGCGACGGUAGGUAAUGCGGACUUGCACGUAAAGCCGGAGGAGCCGGUCGGUAGCAAAGAGCUCCGGAUCAUGCGGUUGCACGAGAAGGCCUGCGUCAUGGUGAACAACGUGUCGCUCCGUGUGAACGAGGAGAGCGCGCCGCUGCGGCACGGCGACAAGAUCGUGCUGGGAAAGAGCUUCGUCUUCCGCGUCUACAUUGACAAUGCCGAGAUAGUAGGGGACGAGGAAAUGACGCACACACCGCGCAACCGGAGAACCAUGUAUCAAACGCCGGAUGAGAUGAAAACUGUACUUGCGCAGUUGCUUGGGCCCGAGGACUUUGCGGACACGUUCAUGCAGCACCAGGCAAAGCAGUUUCUGAGCGCCUUGCGCAAUGUGAGCAUUGACCACGAGUCCAAGGUGCGAAAGUACCUCUACGAAGCCGUGAAGCUGCGCGCUUUGGUCGAGGAAGCGCAGGAAAUCACAGACAAGAUGCGCGCCCAGGACGGUUUGCGCAUUGAGCUGGCGCACUGCGGACCCAUAGUGUCGUUCGGCUACGCAGAGGCCUUUUUGCCAGUGCCAUUAGUGCGUGUGGCGCGCAACGUGUCCGACGCGGCGUGGAAGCGGUGGCGCAAGCAAUCCUCGGCGCACGUGAAGGCGAACAGCGAGCACAUCUCGGAGAACCUGCACGCCCCACUGGACUUCGACCAUCACCACCACGAGGAGCAGCUUGAUGCCAUCGAUGAAACGCUGUUCGUGUGGACGACGUCCAAGUUCCUAGCCAGGUUGGACAUGAUGCGCGACAUCUAUCACGCGUGGCAGGAGGGACACGAAGUGGUAGUGGACCUUAAAAACGACCCCUGGGUGGAAGCAGGACCCGUAGAAAUCGAGUUUUGGCUCGAUAAGCACACAGCGCAGCUUCAUCACCAGAUAGAAGGUACUUAACCGGCUGGCAGUGCUUUUUGUUGCAGUCUGUCUUGUUUGAUCUUAUAUUUACAAGGGAUGGCUGCCUUUGGUUGCGUCCGGGAAAUCAAUAUUGGAACUACUGUAGCCAAAUUAUCCUUUUGGUUCGCUACUAGUCGUUUUUCGCCUCCGAAUAGUCGUCGUUUUAUGUAGCAUAGUUCCACUGCUGUAAAUCGCAUAUACUUGUUGUUGUUAGGAGGUCUUAGGCUACUCCCUUCAACCAACAUGUACUUGUUAGGAAGUAAAGCAGUUUUGCUGACCUCAGGAGUAGAGAGAUCUUUCUUUUUCGAAAUGAAUUGAUGCAGAUUUGCGGGCACAGGCAACUGAAGUGAAGCAGGGCGAAGAGAAAUCAAAAUCGAGAGUAGAAGCAAUGGAGUCGGAGCGCGAUAAGGCCUUGGCGGAGGUGAAAGAAAAGGACGCUCAGAUUGCGCGGAUGCAGUCUGUUUUCGACAAGGAAACGAAAGAGAAGGCUGAGACCUCUUCCUCGACUGAAAGCAGCUUGCGUGUCGAGCUCGCACGUCUGAGUGUGCUGGUCGAGCAAAAGGACCGCGAGCUCGAGACGCAGCGGCAGCAGCAGUCGGAGGCGGCGUUGCAGAGCGCCAAACAGGCGAGCGUGGAGCGUGCCAACUUUGAGGCUGCCCUGCGCAAAGCCCGCGAGGAGCAUACGCAGGAAGUCUCGGACACGCACGAACAGCUGUCGGACAAGUUCGAGACGGAGCGCGCGCGUACCGAGACCGCGCAUGAGGUGGAAAAAACGAGUUUGCUCCAACAGGUGGAGGAGCUGAAGCAGCAGGUGGCCGUUGCGCAGCAGCGAAACGACACGGAGCUGCAGCUGGAGCACGAGCGGCUCGCGCAGCUGCAGAACGAGAUGAAGGCGGAGCGCGCGGCGCUGGCCGAGCAGACGCGGCGCGAGAUGGCUCAGCUGAGAAAGGUGAUGGACGAGAAGGAAGCCCGUUUGGACGCGGAGAAAGCCGCGCUGGAGGGCGAGCGCGACAAGUUGUUGGCGGAGAAGGACCAGGCGCUUUCCAGCAUGGAGUCGCGGCACGCGGACCGGCUCGCCACGCGCGAAGCAGAGCUUCAGGAGAGAACAAAGCGCAUGGAGACGUUGGCGGCCAGCGAGCGCGAGUUGUUGAGCGAGAAAUUGAAGCGGGUGGAGCGGGAACGUGAUUCCGCACUCGGGGACGCGAAUCGCGCAGCAGCUGAACGGGACGCGGCCGUGGCCGAAAAGACGCACUGCGAGGAGCUGCUCCAGCAAGGCCAGGACGGUUCGGCGGCACAGCUGAAACGGUGCAUGGAACUCUCGUUGGCGAACCAGAAGCUGCUCGACCAGUUCUUCACGAAGAACUCCGGCGACAAAAGUGGGAAACAGAAAGAGCAACUCAUGUCACAACUGUCUAAGGCCAUGAGUAAUACGAACAAUGGCGGACGACCACAAUCGAAGGGCAGUAAGUCCUCUGUGCCUAGCACCGGCAAGCCAUAG